AAAUGGGCAAAUGCGCACUUACGCACAUACACCCAUACGUAUAAUCGCACCAGCGCAUCGGCGCGUGAACGUACUUCCCCCUAGCACAUAUGUAUGUGCCUGCCCAGGGAGCUCUACCCAUCGGAGGCGCUUCCCUGUAACUCAGUUUGCCGCUCUUCUGGGCGCCCUACAAACGGCCAACCCCGAAAAUGACGGGCAAACGGGAGAUCGAAGAAUUCCUCAUGCAUAUUGCACAGAGGAUGCAACGGAGGACAUGGCCCAGUACUAUUUGGAAAUGUGCAACGGGAACUGCAACGACGCUCUACAGCUGUACUACGAAAUAAACGGAGGGCCCCCUACCCAGGGGGGACAGCCCAAGGAGACUACUACAGAUGGAGACGCCACACAAGUAGGCAGUCACCAGAAACAAAGUCGAGUGGAAGAAAGUUGCAGCACCCAGGGGGAUGACAGCGUGAGGGAGCCAGACAAGCAUUUUAACCAAGCGUUAAUUCACGACAUGGAUGACGCAAACUUUUUGCACAUAAAUGCAAAGAAUAAAAAUGAGAAAAAAAAGGAAAUGGAAUUGGGGGACACGUUUGGCAAGCUGUUUUCUGCUCCCACCUCUCUCAUCUGCUCACUCUCUUUGGAAGAGGCAAGGAAAAAGGCGAAAGCGGAAAACAAGUACAUUCUUGCGAGCAUCCAAGAUUCGGAAUUUGACUCGCUGAAGUUGAAUAGGGAUAUUUGGAACAACGAAAUGGUGCAGGACAUAAUAAAGGACUUCUUCAUUUUCUGGCUGCGCCACGAGCACGACCAGGACGCGCUCCUCUUCACCAGCACCUACAAGGUCACGAAGCUGCCGCACAUCUGCGCCCUGUGCAAACGGACCGGGCGGAAGAUAAAAGUGUGGAACAUCAAAAACUUCCAGGACCCCAUAUGUGCCCAGUCCCAGCUGUACGAGUUUAUCGAGAUGAUGGUUUCGCGAAGUGAGGCAGGGCCACUGGCAGGAGCAGCUGCGGGAGGGGGGGCAGCUGGAGGGGCGGAGAGCAAAGGCGCCCACCCGUUUGAACUCCCCAACGAGGUAGCCCCAACUGGAGCAAAUCACAACAACAUGUGCAGCGCCGUUCAGGCAAAUGGAUCCUUUAACCCUUUGAAAGGGACGCCCCCCCCGGGGGCAGGGGAAGCCCAGGCGGUAGAUAGCAAACGUAAAGGUAGUGGCAGCCCCGAAGGGUCUCUGAAAGCAACGGAUGAACCAACAGCCGAGGGUGGAAAAAACACAGUGGAGUAUAACCAAAUAAAUAACGAGCUGUCGGAGCUGCACAAAUUGAGGCUGCAGCGCUUUCGGAAGGGGUAG
This is a messenger RNA of Plasmodium vivax (malaria parasite P. vivax), 1330 nucleotides long. RefSeq lists its product as hypothetical. Lineage: Eukaryota; Apicomplexa; Aconoidasida; Haemosporida; Plasmodiidae. Bases 11 to 1330 code for a protein of 439 amino acids. Gene Ontology annotation, molecular function: ubiquitin binding. The transcript is spliced from 4 exons. Gene Ontology annotation, cellular component: nucleus. The record is from RefSeq and is a predicted model, not a curated record. Gene Ontology annotation, biological process: proteasome-mediated ubiquitin-dependent protein catabolic process.